GCUAGAGAGAGUAAGCAAACUCGUAGAUUAAUCACAACCGUGUGAUCUCGGAGGAAACGUAGCAGCCAGCAGCCAUGGCGGAGAAAGCAGUCACCAUCAGGACAAGGAAGUUCAUGACCAACAGACUUCUCUCCAGGAAACAGUUUGUUAUUGAUGUUCUUCACCCAGGAAGAGCUAAUGUUUCAAAGGCUGAGCUAAAGGAGAAGUUGGCAAGGAUGUACGAGGUUAAGGACCCAAAUGCAAUCUUUGUAUUCAAAUUCAGAACCCAUUUUGGAGGUGGAAAAUCUUCUGGGUUUGGUUUGAUCUAUGACAAUGUCGAGAGUGCCAAGAAGUUUGAGCCCAAGUACAGACUGAUCAGGAAUGGACUUGACACCAAGAUUGAGAAGUCAAGGAAACAAAUUAAGGAGAGGAAGAACAGGGCUAAGAAAAUCCGUGGUGUUAAGAAGACCAAGGCUGGAGACCCCAAGAAGAAGUGAGGUGUUAAAAGACAGGGGAAGCAUUUUGGGUUUUGUUCUGGCAUCAUCCCUUCUUUUAUUUCGAUUUUGUCCUUUUUCAAUGUCACACUGUUAUGUCUCGGUUUGCAUUAUUAUGCGUUAAAGCUUUUUAGAGAAUCAUGUGCUAAAGAUUUUGCUGAAUACAUUUAUUUGAAAACUUUGUUGUCUCCUUUGCUAAUUCCUCUCAAAAUUCCAAUGGUGUGCGCGCCAUAUGAGCUUAUAUAGCUUUAGUCUUGUUUUUGUUUAUAUAAACAUGUU
This is a messenger RNA of Eruca vesicaria subsp. sativa (arugula), 752 nucleotides long. The record is from the annotation of a GenBank genome assembly. NCBI's taxonomy places the organism in Eukaryota, Viridiplantae, Streptophyta, Magnoliopsida, Brassicales, Brassicaceae.